GGAAAACAACUACACAAUAGGAUACAAAAACAUUUAUCGACAAUUGCACUAGCAAGAAGCGAUAGGGGCCAAGAGAAGACAUUGACUAUAGUCGCUGGGCAUUUCUUGCAAUACCAUCAGGGACACUUAAGUGGAAUACAAGUGAUUGGUUUGGAAAGAAUUGCCAACAACAUUAGGAGAGGAGCAGUUACCAACAAACUCCUACAGGUCGAAUCUAAAUGGACAUUUAAAUUAGGGACAGUGUCACCUGCCGGAUUGAAUGAAGACGUCUUAUUGACCGGAUUCCUGGGUCAUGUGACUGACUAUAAGUGGCAUUCAGGUCUACACAGUGGAGUGUUUGUCAAGUGCCUCAUAACCAUAUGCACUCUUGUGGUGCAUCACUUGGAGGAGCCGCAGCACUCACACAGAGGCAAAGUGAUGGAGGUCGGCAGCGAGGACCAGUGCCUACACAUGUCAGGCUGCAGCGAGGACCAGUGCCUACACAUGCCAGGCUGCAGCGAGGACCAGUGCCUACACAUGCCAGGCUGCAGCGAGGACCAGUGCCUACACAUGCCAGGCUGCAGCAAGGACCAGUGCCAACACAUGCCAGGCUGCAGCGAGGACCAGUGCCUACACAUGCCAGGCUGCAGCGAGGACCAGUGCCUACACAUGCCAGGCUUCAGCGAGGACCAGUGCCUACACAUGUCAGGCUGCAGCGAGGACCAGUGCCUACACAUGCCAGGCUGCAGCGAGGACCAGUGCCUACACAUGCCAGGCUGCAGCGAGGACCAGUGCCUACACAUGCCAGGCUGCAGCGAGGACCAGUGCCUACACAUGCCAGGCUGCAGCGAGGACCAGUGCCUACACAUGCCAGGCUGCAGCGAGGACCAGUGCCUACACAUGCCAGGCUGCAGCGAGGACCAGUGCCUACACAUGCCAGGCUGCAGCGAGGACCAGUGCCUACACAUGCCAGGCUGUUACACCACAAAUACGCAGAGUAAAUUACUGUAUUAA
Hyla sarda is the source of this 993-nucleotide messenger RNA. Its product is annotated as protein PBMUCL2-like. NCBI's taxonomy places the organism in Eukaryota, Metazoa, Chordata, Amphibia, Anura, Hylidae. The record is from RefSeq and is a predicted model, not a curated record. Bases 418 to 993 code for a protein of 191 amino acids. The transcript is spliced from 3 exons.